UCCUUGGGAUUUGAAGAUGGCUGCACGGUCAGCACCCAAAGUUAUGCUAAAAAGCACCACCAAGAUGUCUCUAAAUGAGCGCUUUACUAAUAUGCUGAAGAACAAACAGCCGAUGCCAGUGAAUAUUAGGGCUUCGAUGCAGCAGCAGCAGCAGCUAGCCAGUGCCAGAAACAGAAGACUGGCCCAGCAGAUGGAAAAUAGACCCUCUGUCCAGGCAGCAUUAAAACUUAAGCAGAGCUUAAAGCAGUGCCUGGGUAAGAGUAACAUCCAGGCACGGUUAGGCCAACCCAUAGGGGCCCUGGACAGGGGAGCGAUCGAAGGACGAGGCCUACCCAUAAUCCAGAGAGGCUUGCCUAGAGGAGGACUACGUGGGGGACGUGCCACAAAAACCCUCCUUAGGGGCGGGAUGUCACUCUGAGGUCAAAACCUGCUCCAAGGUGGACGAACCGUAGCUCCCCGAAUGGGCUUAAGAAGAGGUGGUGUUCGAGGUCGUGGAGGUCUUGGGAGAGGGGGCCUAGGGCGUGGAGCUAUGGUUCGUGGCAGAAUCGGUGGUAGAGGUCGGGGUAUGAUAG
Molecule: messenger RNA, 572 nt
Organism: Eptesicus fuscus (big brown bat)
Lineage: Eukaryota; Metazoa; Chordata; Mammalia; Chiroptera; Vespertilionidae
Product: chromatin target of PRMT1 protein-like
Exons: 1
Coding region: 17-418 (133 amino acids)
Source: RefSeq, a predicted model, not a curated record